ACCAGAUGGCUUUGGUUGUGGCAGGCGGCGCAUGCAGACUGGCUGCAGCCAGCAGCGCUCGUGCCAUUGCAGCGAGCACACCAGCGAGAAGACUGGUGUCGUUGUCAUCAUCAUCAUCAUCAUCAGUAUCAGCGACAACAGCAUCUCCCCGUUCUGUUGUUCAGCCAUGCAGAAGGCAGCUCUCGACAACGAUGCGGCGGCGGCAGCAGCAGCAGCAGCAGCAGCAACGACACAGCGCACACUUCUGCAAUCAUCGCAGGAGAUUGGCGCUGUGUGAGGUGAGGGCAGGACCAGCGUCCUUGAUCUCGCAGUCAUUGACACUGUCGCACAAGCCAACGCUUAUUGCACCGUUGGCAAGAAGAACGGUAACAACCACAACUCGUGUGCUGGAAUCAGAAUCGACCUCACCAUCAGCGACAAAACCCGAUGCCGACGCCGCAUCAGAUCUCAGCACGCACACAACAACAACAGCUGGGGAAUCAGCAGGCACGGAUGCCAAGCAACAACAAGAACAGGAACAGGAACAACAGCAGCAAGAUCAGCAGCAACAAGGCACUGACGCCAUGGCUGCGAGGACUCUCCAUGGCACAAGGUUCAAGGAAACGGUUGGCGGCGGGCAGGGAAAGAAGCGAGGGAAGCCGCGCCGCCCCAACGUGUUGAAGGACGAGCUCAAGGGCUUGUCUCCCGUGGCGGCGGUGCGCCACGUCAUCGAGGCUGCGGAGCGCGGGCGCAAGGUGCAGCGCGCACACUGGCACAUGGCCCUGGAAGCGUGCAGCCGCGUCGGGUUUUAUAAGCCGGCCGAGAGCGUGUUUGAGGCCAUGGAGCAGCACGGCGUCAAGCCCAACCCGUUCACGUAUCGCCUGCUCAUCCACGUGUACGGGGUGGCCAAGCACCUGGACAAGGUGCUGCACUUCUACAACAAGCUGCAGCAGCUGCAGCACGACUCGGACCACCCCACCUUUCGCCUGCGCAUCAAGGACUUCAACACCGUCCUGGAGGCCAUCAGCCACUGCGGCGCGCUGCGCGAGUUUGAGCACGUGUAUGCGCAGAUGCGGCAGGCUGGCGCGCAGCCGGACGACAAGACGCUCGUGGUGGCCAUGGCCUGCUACAGCAAGGCCGGCGUGCAGCGGGAGCUUGACUACGCUUUUGAGCAGUACGUGCAGCAGCAGGACGAGAAGUGCCUGCCGCUCUCGCCCUACGUCUUCAACGCGUACAUGAGCCACUACUCGCGCGCGUGCAACCCGACCAAGUGCCGCGAGGUGCUUGAUCUGUGGCGGUCGCGCGGCAGCGAGGAGAACUGGUACCUCGUCAACUCGUACAUGUCCUCAUAUGCGCUGAGCGGCGACUGCGAGGGGUGCGAGCGCGUGUUUCGACAGGAGGUGCUUGAUCGCAGCGGCGGCACCGUCACGCCCUCUGUGCUCAACACGCUCAUGAACGCGUAUGUACGCGCGGGGCGCGUGGAGGAUGCGCGCAACGUGCUUGCCUUGUUUGAGCAGCAUCGCCUCCGGCCCGAGGUCACGACGUUUAUGAUCCUGCUGCAGGCGCUUGCGCAGCAGGGCAACGUUGCCGCUGUGCGCGCGCUGAUGACGCACAUGGAGCGGCUGCGGCUCAACGCGGGGGCGCGGGCAUAUGCGAUGCUGCUGCGUGCCAUGUGCGUGCGCGGGGACCCGCCGCAGGCGCUUGAGGCGACCUUUGACAAGAUGCUGCACAGCAAGAUCAAGCCGCUCCCGCUGUCGUUUGAGUCGCUCUACCUGGCGUAUGCGAACGUUGGGGACGCGGCCGGUUGCGAGUCCACCCUUCGCCGCAUUCGCCUCCUCGGCCUUCCCCUCACAACAGCCAUCAAGCAGCACCAGGGCAUGGCCUCUUGAACACAUGUGUGUGUGUGGGGGGGGGGGUUGUGCGGAUACGUUUGCUUGCUUGUCUCUGCCUGUGUUGCUUCGGUGCAUCGAACCAAAGCCUUGCGAAAAAAAAAAAGAAACCACAC
Messenger RNA from Salpingoeca rosetta, 1984 nucleotides. RefSeq lists its product as uncharacterized. Gene Ontology annotation, molecular function: protein binding. The transcript has a single exon. Bases 6 to 1868 code for a protein of 620 amino acids. NCBI's taxonomy places the organism in Eukaryota, Choanoflagellata, Craspedida, Salpingoecidae. The record is from RefSeq and is a predicted model, not a curated record.